AUGAAUCAAAAAAAUUUUAGAAUUCAAGGAUUUUUAUAGAAUAAGCUUAUUUCAGAGACAUCUUUAGAUCAAUUAAGAUAGUUUUAAGUCUAAGAUUAAAGUAAUUUCUAUUAGAAGUCUGUUCUUUUAUAGUAGAAAGAGUAAUCUAGAGAUAAUAUUCUCAAUAAAGUAAAAGUUAUCUACAAUCGCCCAAAGUUUGAAAUUGAUUAUAAUUUAUGUCUUUUAAGCUAUUAAGUGAAUAAAUUUCCUGAUACUGACCUUACUAUUGAACAAUAAAUAGCUAAAAAAUAGGAAUAAAGGAAAAAGACUUAUGAUGAAAAAAUUAUUUUAGCUUAAACGCUUUAGAAUUUACCAAGUGAGAAUGUGGAAUUUUAAAAUUAGAAAGAUUAAGCUAAUUAGCCUUAUUUGCUUAAAAUUAAGUCUAAUCCAAAUGAAAAUAACUUACCAAAUUUGUAUUCGAACUUUAAAGAGGAAAGAUAAAAUAUACCACUUUCAUCGUCUUAUUUUAAUAAUUUUAAUAACUAAAGUGUUAAUGAUAUAGUUAAAUUUUCAAAAGAAACUGGUUGCGAUUAUCCUACCUCAAAAAAAUAUAUUGAUGAAAAUGGUAAUUAUGAAUAGGCAAUUAAAAAAUAUUAAGAUUAUAUCUAGCAAUAAUUUCAACAAAUAUGA
Messenger RNA from Tetrahymena thermophila SB210, 669 nucleotides. RefSeq lists its product as hypothetical. The transcript is spliced from 2 exons. The record is from RefSeq and is a predicted model, not a curated record. NCBI's taxonomy places the organism in Eukaryota, Ciliophora, Oligohymenophorea, Hymenostomatida, Tetrahymenidae.